AUGAAGUUCCUCGUCGUCUUCGUUGCUCUCUUCGCCCUGGCAGUGGCAGCUCCUGCUCAAUCUGAUGAUGUCCAAGUUCUGCGCCAGGAAUCAAAUGUUGGCAUUGAUAACUUCCAGACCAGUUUGGAGCUGGAUAAUGGUAUCAACCAACAAGCCGAAGGACAACUUAAGCAAAUUAGCAGCGAGGAAUCCGCUAUUGUCGUUAAGGGCUCGUUCAAAUGGGUUGACCCUUCGGGCCAGGAGCACGUAAUUACCUACAUUGCCGAUGAGAACGGCUACCAGCCACAGGGUGCUGACAUUCCCGUCGCACCAGUUGCCUAA
Drosophila arizonae is the source of this 321-nucleotide messenger RNA. RefSeq names its product larval cuticle protein 65Ag1-like. Gene Ontology annotation, molecular function: structural constituent of chitin-based larval cuticle. Gene Ontology annotation, cellular component: chitin-based extracellular matrix. The record is from RefSeq and is a predicted model, not a curated record. NCBI's taxonomy places the organism in Eukaryota, Metazoa, Arthropoda, Insecta, Diptera, Drosophilidae.